Caretta caretta (loggerhead turtle) is the source of this 1645-nucleotide messenger RNA. NCBI's taxonomy places the organism in Eukaryota, Metazoa, Chordata, Testudines, Cheloniidae. The record is from RefSeq and is a predicted model, not a curated record.
GGUAGGAUUUUCACUCGUGGAGAAUAACUUGCUUGCGGGGUGUCACUACAGAAGAAGGAGCUGCAGCCAGCAGCACGCACUAGGACAAUGCCAACAAUAUGCAGCCUUUUAAAACAGGGAAGUGGUGAGAUGACUCUUAGGACUAACACGGCUGUUCCUCUGAAACCUGUCAUUGUUGAGGAUGGUUUUGGGUACAUGUCAUCAGUCAUCCCUCUCUCCGUGAAAGCAACGGCAGACCAUCGUUUUGCGUCUUUUUUCCUGGGUUACCCGUGCAGACACCAUACCAUGGCAAGCAUGGAGCCCGCUCAGCUCACCGCUGUUGUUGUGAGCAUUGUAAACACCUCGCCCAUGAUCCUGGAGUAUGUGCAGGACCGGGCUAAGAGACGCCAGCACGAGGACGAUUGUGAUGAGGUCAUGGACACACACAUUCCUGAAAGCAUGGGCUGUGGCAAUUGGGACAUCAUGGCGGCAGUGAGGCUGGUUGAUACAGUGGGACGCCGAUUCUGGGCCUGGCAAACAAGCACAGACUGGUGGGACCGCAUAGGGCUGCAGGUAUGGGAUUAUUCACAGUGGCUGUGAAACUUUUGCAUGCAUAAGGCCACUUUCCUUGAACUUUGUGAGUUGCUUUCCCCUGCCCUGAAGCUCAGGAAUACCAAGAUGAGAGCUGCCCUGACAGUUGAGAAGCAAGUGGCGAUAGCCCUGUGGAAGCUUGCAAUGCCUGUCUGCUACCGGUCAGUCGGGAAUCCAUUUUGAGUGGGCAAGUCUACUGUGGGGACUGCUGUGAUCCAAGCAGCCAAUGCAAUCCCUGACGUUCUGCUAUCAAGGGUAGUGACUCUGGGAAAUGUGCAGGUCAUAGUAGAUGGCUUUGCUGCAAUGGGGUUCCCUCACUGUGGUGGGACGAUAGACGGAACAUAUGGCCCUAUCUUGCCACUGGACCACCUUACCAACCAAUACGUAAACUGCAAGGGGUACUUCUCAAUGGUGCUGCAAGCACUGGUGGAUCACAAGGGAUGUUUCACCGACAUCAACGUGGGAUGUCUGGAAAAGGUGCAUUAUGCUCGCAUCUUUAGGAACUCUGGGCUGUUUGAGCAGUUGCAAGAAAGGACUUACUUCCCAGACCAGAAAAUUACCAUUGGGGAUGUUGAAAUGCCUAUAGUUAUCCUUGGAGACCCAGCCUACCCCUUGUUCCCACAGUUCAUGAAGCCGAACACAGGCAGCCUGGACAGUAGUAAGGAGGAGCUCAACUAUAGGCUGAGCAAGUGCAGAAUGGUGGUAGAAUGUGCCUUUGGUCGUUUAAAAGCUCACUGGCACUGUUUGCUGACUAGGUUAGACCUCAGCACAACCAACAUUCCCAUUGUUAUUGCUGCUUGCUGUGUGCUCCAUAACAUCUGUGAGAGUAAGGGGGAGAUGUUUAUGGUGGGGUGGGAGGUUGAGGCAAAUCGCCUGGCGGCCAAUUUUGAGCAGCCAGACACCAGGGCGAUUAGAAGAGCACAGCUAGGCGUGAUGUGCAUCAGAGAGGCUUUGAAAACCAGUUUCAUGACUGGCCAGGCUACAGUGUGACAGUUGUGUGUGUCUCUCCUUGCUGCAAACCUGCCCUCUUUGUUGAUUUUAAUUCCCUGUAGGCCAACCACCCUCCCCACUUCGA